Messenger RNA from Branchiostoma floridae (Florida lancelet), 1247 nucleotides. Its product is annotated as aprataxin-like. Gene Ontology annotation, molecular function: single-stranded DNA binding; double-stranded RNA binding; single-strand break-containing DNA binding. Gene Ontology annotation, biological process: double-strand break repair; single strand break repair. NCBI's taxonomy places the organism in Eukaryota, Metazoa, Chordata, Leptocardii, Amphioxiformes, Branchiostomatidae. Bases 19 to 672 code for a protein of 217 amino acids. The record is from RefSeq and is a predicted model, not a curated record. The transcript is spliced from 6 exons. Gene Ontology annotation, cellular component: nucleus.
UAGUGGCUGCUUCCAAUAAUGAUGGCGGCAAAAGGGAAUGCCUUUUCUGUGAUGAUGAACGCACAAAAGCGAAAAUUAGCCGAUGGAGCUGCGAAAACAGCGGCUCAACCGGCCAAGAAAGGUCACUGGAGCAUGGGCCUGCUGUCAUCCAUGGAGGAUCCCGCACUGAAGGUCGACUCGGACGAUAAAGUGGUCAUUAUCAAGGAUAAAUACCCAAAGGCCAGGUACCACUGGUUAGUUUUACCUAAGGAGAACAUAUCCAGUCUAAAGGCUGUGUCAGCAAAACAGUUGGACCUUCUCAAACACAUGCACAAGAAGGGACAGGAGCUUAUAGACAAAACAGAAGAUGCCAAACAUCUGUCCUUCCGCCUGGGCUACCAUGCCAUCCCCAGUAUGAGUCACUUACAUCUCCAUGUCAUCAGUCAAGAUUUUGACUCUCCCUGCUUGAAGCAUAAGAAACAUUGGAACUCCUUCACAACAGACUACUUCAUAGACUCUACAGAUGUUAUGGAAGAAUUAGAAAAAGAAGGGAAAAUAGCAGACAAAGGAUCAAGAAAUGAACGCUUGAAAGAUCCACUAAGAUGUCACGUGUGUAAGAAGGAACAGGUCAACAUGCCCAAACUCAAGGCUCACAUUUUGUCACAUAUUCCUAAACCUGGAGACAAGAAGUGACCUUGAACAUUGGACUUGAUAAUGAAGACCUCUGACAAAGGAACCUUACCUGCUUGAUCAAUGAGGUCAAGAAAGUAGCAUGAAGCAAGAAUGCCAUUGGAUGUCACAUUUUAAUAUACUUGAUGGUGUCCAAAUAGGUAUACCUGUUUUUCUACAGUGUAGAUGUUUGUCAAAAGCCACUGCUAUUUAUUAGAUUUAGGUUCUCAUGAAAGAAAAUACAGCAUACAGUCAUAAACUCUCUGCAUAUCAGAAUUACAUGACGCAAUACUGUUUUGAGUGUUUGUUACAAGACUUAAUGCUGUUUGUUUCAAGAACAAGAAAUGUUAAAAGAAGUGUGUCCUUUAUUUAUUUGAACAAAUGAAGACGAGUCCAUUCUGUGAACAAGGCUGACUGAGUCAGCUGAAAAUUUGGGGUAAGUCCCAACUUAUUUGUAGUGUCAGUUACUUAAAGUCAAGUUAAUCCAUAAUACAUAUAAAGUUGUUGUAGACACUAACUUAUGAAUACAUUAUAUGUUACACUAACAUGUGAUACCAAUAAAAACAUGGGACCUCAAUUUGACGUCCUAUUCAAAGCUA